UUUGAUUCAAUUUUUUUCUGAACUUGUUAUCUAAAUGCCAAGUUAAAUUGAGUAUAAAAUGUAUAAAUAAGUACAUAUAUGUAUACCAUACUACUGACUUUGCCAUGAUGGGUUUUCCCACCCCUACUUUUCUCCUUUGAGAGCAUACGAACUCACACGCACAAGAUCCACUAGAGGUUCUACUGUGCCUCGCAACUCGCGGUCACAUAACAUUAUACGGUUAGUUCGUUUUCAGACAGCGCGUUGAGUGGAGUUUCGUUCAAUUAUUAAGUAUAUAUAUAUUUAUAUUUUCUUUCUUUGUUUUUUUUAUCAAAAAUACAAAUUCUUAUGUAUAUAAUUUUUCUUAUCAAAUAAGUUUCCACAUUUAAGGUGAAAUAUUUCCUUAUAAAUGAAAUUAUAGAAUGACGUAAUUAGCCAUCAAUAUUUACAAACACUGUCGAAACGAGAAUCCAACGACAACGAAAAAUCGAAUACAUGUAAAGAAGCCAGCUGUUCGAGGCGAACGACAAUCGAAUGAUUGCUCGAAUAAACGGAGCAGUGGCGUCGCUUGCGAACGAACGAAACAAGAACGAAUAAGUUCUGUUGUUUUGAGAAAGGAAAAUCGAACGAAAUCAUAAAAAUCGAUUAAUUAUUCAUUCAGAAAACUACAGAAGCAUCGCAUCAAGAUUUUAGAAAAGUUUAAUAUAUAUGUAUAUAUAUAUAUAUAUACUCAAUACGUUGUGUAUAUAUACAAAUUAAAACCAUAAUUUUUUUUUUUGACGAGCGGGAAAAAGUUGAAUUUUGUAUACUGAUCGAAAGUCGAUAUCGAAAAUGUUGAAUUCAUCAAGGACAGCACCAAUGGAAAGUAAUAUUCCAGUGAAAACGCAAUUAAAGUGUGAAGAACAAUGUCACACCGAUUCUGGAUUUUUAUCUAGUGGAAAUCUUCAAAUUAGUUCUGAUCUAUAUGACUAUGAAUUAAAUGUUGUAAACACACCCGUUACCCCUAUAAAAUCAGAUAGUGGCGUGGAUCUUGGCUUAAGCGAAAAAUUGAGUCAACUCAUGAGUUGCAAGGUUCAAGUUGAACCUACUGUUGAAUUAACUCCGGUAAAUAUUAAUAAAUUUGAUCAACACGAUGCUCCAACAUUAUCACGUGAAUGGCACCAAUCCACUAAAAAACAAAUCAAUAAUGAAUUUCAACAACUGUACUAUGAUGAAAAUGAUAAUGGUGAUAUACAACUUCAUAUGGCCAUAGUACAAGAUUUUGUAGAGGAUACGUUCAGCUUAAUAAGAAAUUCUACAAGACCACAUUCGUAUCUUUUAAAUAUCUUGAAUCAUAAUGGUCAAUCACCUCUGCACUUAGCUGUAUUGGCUCGACAACCAAGGAUUAUUAGGGGAUUAAUUCUGGCAGGUGCAAAUCCAGCAUUGAGAAACUUUCGUGGAAACACGGCUCUUCACCUAGCUUGCGCGACUGGUGAUCUUGCCUCCGCAAAAGCUCUUACCGAUCCUUUAACCUCUAUAGAAAGAAAUUAUCUUCUCCCUGGAAAAAAAAUACCUGCCUUACCACAAGAUCUUGAACAACCGAAUUAUGAAGGACAAAUGUGUUUACAUAUAGCCGCUUCAUCGGAUCAUGUAGAACUCGUACGACUUUUGGUGCGCCGUGGAGCGGAUCUAGACGCCAGAGAAGGAUUAGCAGGACAAACGGCUCUUCAUCUCGCUAUAGAACGUAAUUGUCGGUCAGUGAUCGCGUUCCUCCUUCAAGAAUGUAGGCCUUGUUUAGAUACACCAAAUUAUGCUGGAAAAACCGCAUAUCAGACAGCUCUGAUCUAUGAUAAUAAACUUGCAAGGGAAUUAGUAAGACUGGGUGCAACACCGGAACCACUCUCUGAAUCAGAUUCAGAUACCACUGAUGAAGACGAAAGUUCUGCUAACAAUUUAUCUUAAAAAAAAUGUAAGCGAUAUUAAUGCGUCUAUUAAUCCUUUGACUAGCGUUUUAGCUUUGUCCGUUGUACGAGUAUUUAUAUCUUUCGAUUAUUAUGGAUAUAUUGAAUAGCCUCAUUUCUGGCUACGCAUUACAAUACCAUAUGUAGGAUAGACGAAAAUAAUUCGCACUCCGAAUUCAAAUAUUAAUCAUAAUAAAUCGAAUAAGUUUUAUUUAAUUAAAAUUAAUUAGUAAUAAAAUGAAUGUAAAAUGUAUCAUAAAAACGAAAAAAAAGAACGAAAAAUUAUACGAUAAAACGAGAGACGAACGAAGAGAUAAAUGUAUCUUUUUUUAUAAGAAGCAACGUCAAUGCUUCAUUAAUACACGAAAAAUAAUAAUGAAUACGAUUAUUGUUAAACAAAUUAAAUACAAAGAAUUUACAUUUACGCUUAGGAGACUGUAAGAUCUCGUUUUGUAAAUAUAGAGGAAAAUAUAAAAUAUUUUUAUUGAGUGAUGAUAUGAGAAUGUAUCAAUGAUAUUAAUAUUUGAAAGUGUAUUAUGAUAAGAGAAAUCUGAUAAAAAGAAGUAGAAAAAGUAGUACAUAAUAAAACAUUUAUAAUUUUAUUAUUUGUUUUACAGUGUACAUAUAUAUAUUUAUAUUAAGUAAAUUAAGAAACAGAAAUAACACUUAUGAAUAGGAAUAUUUAUCAAAGAUUGUAUAAAUAAUUUACUCGCGUAUUAUUAUAUCAGAAUUACGAUAUUUUAUUGUAAACUUAUUAAUUUCAUUUUUCUCUCCCGAUUGUACAUAGUCAAGUUUUAUUAAUAUUGUAGACAUAUCGUUUUAUAGUAUCAGCAAUAAUAAUACGACAACAUUAAUGUUGUUAUAAGACGUCCAUAAUUAUUCUUUUAAUAAUAAAAGACUUUAAAAAAUUCACUAUAAAUUUUAAAACUUUUUUUAUAUUGACGUAUACGAAUAGUGAAAUUUUAUUAGAAACAUUAAUAUUUAUAAUUCGAUUUAAUUUAUCAAGAAAUAAGUGUAAAUUUACGAAAGAGUAAAGAAAAACAAAGCAUUUGUAAAAAUAUAGAGCAAGAACCGGCUGUUGGUUAUUUCGAGUU
Molecule: messenger RNA, 3013 nt
Organism: Apis laboriosa (Himalayan honeybee)
Lineage: Eukaryota; Metazoa; Arthropoda; Insecta; Hymenoptera; Apidae
Product: NF-kappa-B inhibitor cactus-like
Exons: 3
Coding region: 811-1920 (369 amino acids)
Molecular function (GO): protein binding
Source: RefSeq, a predicted model, not a curated record